UAAAGAGCGUCUGAAUGAACCCUGACGCCGACAGCGUUUGGGAACCGACAGCUUCUCUCACAAAGAAUUGGUGGGUGGGUCCGUCUAUGCUGUAAUCGAAAAGCAAUACGCCCCAUUGGCCACUUGCCAUUUUUUCAUAUUCAAGGGAACCAAAAAUGACUCCCACCUCCAGGCGAGGCUCCACCACUCGUCCUAACCCAUCGACUAUGUUGCAGUGUGGAAGGAGGUCUGCAAUUUGAGCAGUUCUUUGGAGAUGGAAUUCUGGAGGUCCCUCAGUUCUAACAAUGGAUUAAAACACCGCCCUUUGAGUCUUCUCAGGAUCUUAAGGGGACUGAUAUGUUUAGUGUUUUUUCUUUCAACUGCAUUUAUGUUUUUGGUGUAUUUUGGACCUCUGGCUGCUGGCCUGAUGCGGCUGUUUAGCAUACGCUACAGUAGGAGAGCAACUUCUUUCAUUUUUGGUCUUUGGCUAGCCUUGUGGCCCUUUCUAUUUGAAAAGAUAAACAAGACUAAAUUCAUUUUUUCUGGAGAAACUGUUCCUGAAGACCAGCGUGUUUUGCUUAUUGCCAACCACAGAACAGAGGUUGAUUGGAUGUAUUUCUGGAAUCUUGCAAUGCGGAAGGGUUGCUUGGGCUACAUCAAAUAUAUUCUAAAGAGCAGUUUGAUGAAAUUACCUGUCCUUGGUUGGGGAUUUCACCUUUUGGAGUUCAUAUCCGUGGAGAGGAAGUGGGAAGUUGAUGAGCCAAUUUUGCGCCAAAAACUGUCGACUUUUAUUAAUCCUGCAGAUCCCUUGUGGCUUGCUGUCUUCCCCGAAGGAACUGAUUUUACUGAAGAGAAGUGCAAAAGGAGUCAGAAAUUUGCAGCUGAAAAUGGACUGCCUGUACUGAACAAUGUGCUGCUUCCUAAAACGAGGGGUUUCUGUGCUUGCUUGGAAGUUCUAAGAGGAUCCUUGGAUGCAGUCUAUGAUGUGAGUAUUGCUUACAAACAUCAAUGCCCUAAUUUCUUGGAUGUGCUCUUUGGCGUGGAUCCUUCAGAAGUUCACAUGCAUGUUCGACGUAUACCUGUCAAUGAGAUCCCAGAGGCCGAAGGUGAGGCUGCAGCUUGGUUGAUUCAUACAUUCCAGAUCAAGGAUCAGUUGCUCUCCGAUUUUAAUAAUCAUGGGCAUUUCCCCAAUCAAGGAACAGAAGGAGAAGUUUCUAUCAUGAAGUGCUUGGCAAAUUUUUCAGUAGUGAUUGCUCUGACAGGCAUAUUUACAUUUCUUACCUUUUUCUCAUCCAUUUGGUUUAAGAUACACGUGAGUUUAGUUUGUGCAUAUAUUGCUUCUACUUUAUUUGAUAUUAGACCUUCAUCUUUUCUAGGUUUGUUAAAUAAAGCUUCAAGAAAACGAAAUGAAUAGUUAUGCUGAAAGAUUUGUACAUGACCAAUAACAAGUUCUUGUUGUGAACUUGAUUGUGGAAUGUUUGUGUCUCAGGACGUGUAAAUGAUUCUUGUGACACUGGUUGGAUAUCUCAAAAGAAAUGGUCGGGUUUUGUUAAUUCAUCA
Messenger RNA from Vitis riparia (riverbank grape), 1539 nucleotides. RefSeq names its product probable 1-acyl-sn-glycerol-3-phosphate acyltransferase 4. Bases 254 to 1393 code for a protein of 379 amino acids. NCBI's taxonomy places the organism in Eukaryota, Viridiplantae, Streptophyta, Magnoliopsida, Vitales, Vitaceae. Gene Ontology annotation, molecular function: acyltransferase activity. Gene Ontology annotation, cellular component: endomembrane system. The record is from RefSeq and is a predicted model, not a curated record. The transcript has 4 exons.